Messenger RNA from Nasonia vitripennis (jewel wasp), 6875 nucleotides. RefSeq names its product protein cornichon homolog 4 (gene cnir). Bases 5462 to 5932 code for a protein of 156 amino acids. The record is from RefSeq and is a predicted model, not a curated record. Gene Ontology annotation, biological process: endoplasmic reticulum to Golgi vesicle-mediated transport. Lineage: Eukaryota; Metazoa; Arthropoda; Insecta; Hymenoptera; Pteromalidae. The transcript is spliced from 4 exons. Gene Ontology annotation, cellular component: COPII-coated ER to Golgi transport vesicle; endoplasmic reticulum membrane.
UGCGCGCGAUAUCGUCUUUAGCAGCCCGUUUAUCACUCGCGCGCAGGAAAUUCGCUUCUAUAUACGCAAGUAUAAGUAUCGUUGAUAUUGUGUGCUUAUACCCGCGGUGAAAGUCCGCGGGCGCUCGAAACGGAACCAGCUGCACGGCUCGUUAGAUGCUUUCAUCCCAUCCGGGAAAAGGAAAGUCGGGUGAGCGCGCUUUAAGAUGCUUAUGCGCGCGAAUUACCUGAGAGUUUAUGUGCUGAUGCUGAUAUGCGGAAACUCUGCUGAUGGAGAUGUACUGACUGCAAGGCUUGUGCGAACGCUUGAUUCUCGACCGAUGCAGCGGCUGAUUUAUACAAGGAAUUAGUCGUGCAAGCCUUGCGCUGUGUUCACUUUUGCGUCGACCGAGUUGUCACAUGGUUCUGGAGAAAAAACGUUUUGUUAUUCAGGGAAAAUAAUUUCAAUAUCGUAAUUUGAUUACUAGCCGUCGAGCAGGUUGUGGCGCUCUUGCAACGUGAAAAAUAUAAAGCCAAAAAUGCGGUUUUUUGCGACGCAAAGUUUAAAGGAAUUACAAAUACUUUAUUUUUAUCUAGCAAGUUUUUCGCGUUGUCACAAUUGUCGCUGAUUCAUGCAUAAUAUGUGGCAAGCGUUAUCCAUUCGCGCUCAUUGAUAAUCAAUGCGCGAUAAAUACUUGCAUUUGAAUAAAGGAAAGUUUGCAGUUAAGUUUUUUAAUAAUUUUAUUGAUGCAUAGACACUUUUCUCUUUUGCAUUUUUCAACGCUCAUAUAAACUGGUGGUUAGAAAUUGUCGAAGACUGGUUCCAUCCUAAUUAACUAUACACAGUAUUGCACUUAGUUUGCGAUAAGGUACACUUAUUGACAAUUUUGUAUCUUUUUCCGGUUUCGCUGCGUAUUACGUGCAAUGAAACUCAUUUUUCAGUUGUUACAUUAUAUUGCGCCUAAUAUGCACAGUAUAAAUGCUUGUGACCAAUUCUUUCUAAAAAUAUGAUCUAAUAGAAAUUAAAUAAAAAUAAAAAUAGCGAUAAUAACAAAUAUGUUUACAUUUUCUAAAAUUCUUAUCGUGUUUUGCGCACUUGGUACCAGAUAAAACUCGCUAUAAAUAGAACGAUUGUCGGCGAGAGAACUGCUGAGCGUCUUCUAUCAACACCGUAAAAAAUUUCCGUUAUAUUCUGCACCUCGAUCGCACAACUAUUCGUAAACUAAAGCUACACCGGCUAUUGCCAAAUCCUCAACGUUUAAACUACUUAAAAACAAAAGAAAAACAUUCAACGUACGUUAAGAGCAGGCAAGGAUGAUCGAGGAAUGCUCGAUCGAACGAGCGUCAGAAUUAUUGGCGAAAGCCAGCGUAUGCGGGCACAGACUGUUCUCUCGAGCUACAAUUGGCGCGCUAUUCGCCGUUCAGCGCGUUCUUUCCUCUCUCGCAGGCGUUGUAAACUACUUGGACGCCUGGAAGGGGACAUCGACAGUUUAUACGUACGCACUAUACCUAUAUGACGAAGAUUCGCUUCUUUUUCUCCGGAUUUGGCGGGCGCAGCAUUAUAAAACUGGUUUCGACAUUUUGCUGUGCGCGUGUAUACGUCUGUUACAUGUAUACAUAACGCUCGAACGUCCGCUACACAUUACUUAUUUCUUAAGACGUUGUUUUCAUUACGCAAACUAUUAAAUAUUCAGCGAGUUUUUAUAAACGACACGCUCUCUGCAUGCAGAGUUCAAGUUCGACGGGCUGCAGCUGCGGGCGACGCAAAAAAUAAUGCCAAGCGAGUAUUUUAGGCGACCCCGCCCGGAGCUGCAGGGAGCAAACGCUCUUGUACGUUUCAAAAGCUGCAGGUGGAAAAGGAGCAUAAUUAACGCGUUGUAUAAAGCCGAGCAUCCUUUGAGAGAGUUGUUUUUUCAGUGCAGAGUCGUUUUUUUUUUAUUUAAGCUUGUGGACCAAGCCUAUUUCAAAGGCUUAUAGACAGCUGUAUUUACAGGGUCCGUAACGAACGGCUAUUUUUUUUUUUUAUCAAUAUAUCUUCGACCUCUGACUUGUGCCUCGAUGAAAUAUCUCGCGAUAUGGAUUCGAUGCAAAAAUCAUGGACUAUGAUUCACUUUGUCUAAUGAAUAAUACUGCGAUUUAUCUGAGCGAGGCCGCAGCUAGCGAAUCAUCUCGAUAUGAAAAUACUUAAUCGUGUGUACAAGUAUUGACUAGAACUUGAGGCUUAGAAAAGCACAAAUUUAACACACUCCCAACAAACAAUUGCACUAGUUACUUAUUAAAUCGAGACGGUACUGGUCGUGCUGUUCAUGUCUUCUUGUAAUUGGGCGCUGUCUCGAACUCUUGAGCACAUCAGGCUGUACUCCAAAACGCCUAUUCUUAUGCUCAUUUCGGAAAUUUCACUUUUCAUCUUGGAAAUAGUCUUCUUAAUGUUUAUCAGUGGCGCUAAAAUAAUAAUAACAAUGAUGAUUUUUUAUGAAACUUUUAUAGCUAUAUUUAUGUCUUCUGCACAGAAAGAAUUUCAAGGUGACUAUGGCGAAAUGUGUUAUCAUAUUCAAGGAUGAAUGAAAUGGUUAUUGUUCACUUGAAAGCAGUUUCAACAUAAUAUUUAUGAAUUGCUUUUUAAAAUAUUUCUUUGAAUCAAUACUUAAUACUUACUUCCAUCUGUCAUACUUGAACCUCUUUCAUCCAUUUCCUUUUUGACUUGUUCUAAUUCUUCUGUAAGUUUAUUUAAAGUUCUAGUUCUCUCUGUGACUCCUCCACUGAUAUCUCUGUACUGUUCUUUGACCUUAGAAAGUUCUUCCUAGAUGAUAAAGUUAUAAUUUCACAUAGUAGAAGUCAUCUAAUUAAUUAAACUAAAAUAGCAACAUUCAUUGUUUUUAAUUUACCUGAAGACCUCUUAAUUCUUGAAGUUGAGGGUCCAACUGACGGUUCAAGUGAAUCUCUCUUGUACUUAUUUUAUCUAGUGCUCUUCCAAUGUCGGUGUAUAGUUUAGCCAGUUGACCUUUUGUCCCAGAAAGGUUUUCUGUCAUACUUGAAUGCAAGGUUUUCAUUUGAUUUAGAUGUUCUCUCCAAUCUCGAUCAUCUUUUUAUUUAUAAAAUAUAUUUAUUAAUUAACAACCUUCCCUAGAUCAAUAAAAGAUAUAUUACUAUUAAAAUAUUUGACAUAAUAACCUGCAUUAGUGUUAAGUUUCAACAUUGGCUCCACACGUUCUAACUCCAAUUUCCAUUCCUCAGCAUCGACAGUAGAUUCCAAGAUUUUAUCUGGUUUUUGACUACUGCUCUGCAAGACACAUUGUUGAGUUAGUUUGUACUAUUUGUGAAAAUUAUCUCGAUUUAUUUUUAGUUAAACUUACUGAAACUUCUUUGUACAAUUUUGUAAUAUCAUCAACGUGAAUAACAUCAUCGUCAUCGUCAUCAUACUCGGCUAACAUUUCUUCUUCAACUUUUUCUAAAAUUAAUUCAGCAUCAUCUUCCUCUAUUUCUGGUUCAAGUACUGUCUCAUCUGGUGGAAUUUGAACUCUACAAUGAUAAAUUUAUAUUUUUUAAGUACAGACUCAGUUUUACAUAGUGUGAUUACAGUUAUAAUUAGCUUACUUCUUCCAUUUGAAUUUUGAAACCUUAAGAGCAUAGUCUGCAAAUUUAUCGAGUACAUACACAGCAUGUUCGCCAACCCCUUGCUUUAAUUUAUUUGGAGAAAAUUCUACAGGAACCUCAAUCUCUUUCAAGUAUUCUAAUAUUUCUGAUACUGUUGAGUUUGGAUCAUCUGAUUCUUGCGGUGGGGGAAAAUUUUUUCCUGAUUUUCUUAUCAACCAUGCAGCUAAUGAUGUAAACAUGUAAAAUUGAUCUCCAGGAUUUGUUGGAACCAUAAAAUAAUGCCUGUUCAAAGAAUAUCAAUUAUAACAAAUUUAACCUGAUUGAUGAUAUUAUAAUGAGAUAUAACAAAUUUACCUGCUUAUAUACUUCAUUUUUAAUUCCUGCACAAAUUCAAUGUCAUAAUUGAGUAUUUUUAAUUUUUCCAACAAAUCUUCCAUCUGAAUAUUUGCAGCAAAGGCUGCAGAAGGAGCUGCCGCAUCCUCAAUAAUAAUUUUUUGUGUAUCCCUAAACAUUCUUGUAUUUCUCAAAUUUUACUGCCUCAAGUGUGAAAAUCUGAAACAAAUUUAUACAUGCAUAAUUUACUUGAUCGUUGUUUCACGACUUUAUUACUGUAUUUUUAACUUGAAAUAAAAAUCAGAAAACUCGAAAUUCAGCGGUUCUAAAAUGUUUGUUUACACGGCAUCAUGCGUUCCGCGAGAGCAUAUACGCUCCUUUUUCCAAGAUCGAUAAAAAGCAUCCAUCCAGUUAUAUCAGAUUCAAAGGUUAGUAGCGACGUUAGAAAGGAGAUUUACUACUCACCCUCUCAGCUGCAGCAGCUAGCGGGAAAAUCCAUUAUCCGACCGCGUCGAUUGUUCCUGUGACUGCCUCUCUAUAUACCCUGGCUGCAGCUCGACGUGAAUCGCAACAUUAAUGAAAAGGUUACCCGCUCAGCGUUCUGACGUUUAUUCGUCUCUUGCUCUCACGACUGGAGUUUACAACUGGGGCAGCGAUAAGCCCGGCUAUUGUCGCGCGCCACGAGAAACGGAAUAAAAAGAGUGGAUAAUGUUCAGAACUUGCCUCUCAUUCAAUCUGCUUGCGGCCAAGUCGAUGGGAUCGAAUUUGCUCUCUAGUCUCUGCGUGUGCGCACAUACUGCUAUACUGAAGGACUAGAUUUACAUUUCCUCUCGCCGUCUCUUACUUACAUUCGAAUGGUCUAACCUAUUGUUGACGCGUGGGAGUAAAUUGUAAAAUCAAUUUGUUUGCCGAUAGGGGUAUGUCGAUGUAUGCCGACUAUGCGGCCACCUGCGCCUAUACGUAUGUACUGUCCGUUGCCGUCUGCUAUGCCGUCGUGACAACAACAAACCUAGAGAAUUUUCCAAGUGAUGUCCGAGCACAGAAUUUUUAACGAAUGCAGAACGUUCGUUGAAAGAAAGUAAUAAAUCUAAAUUUUCUACGAUAAGUUCGUACUUUUAAAAACAAUUCAGUACACGGUAAAUUUAUUUUCAUCAUUUUACGUUUUGCUUUGGGUUUGGAAAAAAAUUGUCUACCCUUCUUACGGCGCUUUCUUUUGUUGGCAGCAUCGAUCUCUAUAGUAACAAUUCGUUCCCAACUCCCCAGAUCCGAUACAGUCGAUAGGUAGAGCUCAAUGACUUCGCCAGAAAGGCUAUAUAAGUAGAUGAGCUUUGCGAGUGUUGCAGAUGUUGGCAGUGGCUUGAAGUCUGCGUAAUCUUAUCGAUCAUUGUUGUGUUUUUUUUUAUAUUCGGCGUACCUAUAAUUUGUUGCGUUUUCCGAGCUCUACACUGCGUCAGCACGAUAGCACAAAAGGUGAUAAGAAGAAGAUGCCGUGAAAUUUUCCCAGGACAAUCGACCGGCUUUAAGAGGACCAGAAAUCUCAAAAUUUAUUCGCCAAGAUGACGUAUAUCAUACCGGAGCUGUUGUUCGCGUUCGCGCUGCUUGACACCGGCGCUCUUUUGUUUCUGCUCGUGUACUUUGUAAUAACGCUCUCAGACUUGGAGUGUGAUUAUUUAAAUGCUCAGCAAUGCUGCUCAAGACUGAAUGCGUGGGUCAUUCCAAAGAUGCUGGCACAUACAAUCCUAUUAAUACUUUUACUUAUUAACGCUCAGUGGAUAUUAAGUCUUGUUAACGCACCAAUGACUAUGUGGCUUUUGUAUGAAAUAUUCACAACUCCCAGAGGCAACAUGGGUGUGUAUGAUCCUACAGAAAUUCAUAAUCGAGGACAAUUGAAAAGGCACAUGAGAGAUUGCAUGAUUUAUCUUGGAUAUUAUCUCGUGUUUUUCUUUAUUUACUUGUAUUGUUUGAUUGUUUCACUACUCAAAGGAGAUCCAAUCAAUCGACACGAAGAUGAUAAUGUGGAAUUUUAGACUUACUAAGAAAUAAGAACCGUAUUACUAUAUGCAGUGAUUUUGUAUGUGCAUCUAUUUUGUAUGUCGGUAUGUAAGGUGUGAUUUUUGCAUUAAGUUAUUUAUUUCAAGCAGAACUUCAUUUCUGAAACAAGCAAACGAAAAACUAUCAACUUGAGAUAUUUUUCGUAUUUAACAAGGCUGAAACACUUAACAUUAUUCUUAUAAUUUAUUUGGUUUCUAGUCCAGGUAUCUUCUUUAACAAUUAAUGAAUUUACUAUUUAGCAUAUUGCAAGUUAUUUUAUAUGGAACUGCAAUUGCGUUUCUACAGCUAAACAAUAUUUUUUGUAGUCAUAAUAAAAUAUUCUAUUGUUGCUUAAAAAUCAACGAACCAUUAAAUUAAUUGAAAUGUAUGAAAAAAAAAUAGACGACUGCAAGUACAGCAAAGUUACACGAAGCUCGCUGCUAUUGUUCAGUUAACAACGGAAAUUCAAACGAGAAAAAAUGCUCGCAGGUACUUUUGAACCUUUUGUGCUAUCUUUACCUUGUUGAGUUCUCUUUUCUGCUUGACUUCAUUGCUUAUUCAUUUUUUCUUGCUCACGGGCAUCAAAGCAGGAGAGAUACUUGCUAGAUACGUUUUUCUUUCAGCAACACGUAUGCUCCUACUCUCACGAAAACUUUUUUUUUCUAUCUGAUAAUGUACGGCAGUGCAUUCGGACAUCAAUAUUGCAACUUACUUUCGUUAAACAAACGAGCAAGCAUAAUACCGUGUAAAUAACGAUAAUGAGCUCUGCGAACGAAUUAUUAUAAGAGUAAAAUUAAACUGCCAAAAAUUAUUGUUCGACUAUUUAAGAAUUCUAAGAUGAGCUCAAGUUACAUGCUUACUUCGGGCAUUGGUAAUGCGAAUGUAAUGUAAUAUGUGAAUACACAAAAAAUUAUAAUAAAACUAUUUUAUUAUAAAAUA